GAGCGACCACUGAUUUCAGUCUGCAGCUGUGCCUUCUCACGAAUUUCCACCGGAAACCACCACCACUUGUCUGCUCCAGGUCGAUUGCCUUUCAGUACCUAUUCAUUCUUGCUCAUGGCUUCUACAAAGACCAAGUCUGCAUCUACUAGUGGCGCUGGGAAAAAGCCCAAAGCGGCUGUUACAUCAUCUACUACUGGUUCUUCCAGUCCAGUGCUUUCCACUGCUUCUGAGGCUGUCACGUAUGGUUCGGGUAGACCAGACAAAAAGAUAUACGACGCUGAGCAACAGAAAAUCCAGGUUGAUAUUGAUGCGGUUCAGGUUAAGCUUGGUGCAGUAAGAGAGAAGCUUAAUCUGACAACGAGGGGUGGUCCUGGAAAUGACAGGCGAAAUGAGCUUCGUGCCGAAUUGGAUCAAAUACGUGGCCAGCAAUCUUCGAAUAAGCUUGCCCGAGGCAAGGUAUUCGACCAGCUGAAUGCCCUUCAGGAAGGUGUACAAAAGAAGAUCAAAGAUCUUAACGUUGCCAGAAGCAAGAUUCUGUACAAAACAGUUGCCGACGUUGAUGAACGCAUCAAGCAACUUGACAAACAGGUUGAAUCUGGUAACUUGAAGAUCGCCGAUGAAAAGCGUGCUUUAGCGGAGAUCAGCCAGCUCAAACGCAAUCGUCGUACUGUCGAAGGAUUCCAAGCAGAGCAAGAUGGCAUUGAGAAGGAUCGCGCUACUGCUGAUGAGCUCAAGAAGCAACUCGACGACCCAGAAGCCAGGGCCAUUUCUGAACGGUAUGAAGCUAUCAAGGGAGAGCUCGACGAACUGAAGAAGGAAGGAGAUGAGGCCUAUGCCAACCGCAGCAAACUCAUGGACGAGCGAAGUGCAUUGCAGGCUCAGCUAGACACCCUCUAUGGCCAGAAGAGGGAGUCUGCUCAACGAUUCCGAGAAGCAAACGAUCGUCACUGGGCUAAAGUUACUGAGGAUAGGGCAAGACGUGAGGAGAGGCACCGUGCUCAGCGUAUUGCCGAAGCGGAAGCGAAGAAGAAAGAAUUGGUGGAUCGACUGCGCGAGGAUGCUUCGGUACCUGCAUUCCAGGCUCAAAUCGAGGAUUGCCAAACCCUCAUCGACUAUUUCUCCGGAAAGACUUCCACUCCUGCCGCUUUAUCGACAACUUCACAUGAGAAGACGGAGCUUGUCGGUGUUCCUAAGCUCGAGCUUAGGAAGGUGGAGGCACAGGAGGGUUUGGUCGUGCGUAAGAAGAAAGGUGAAGAGGAAGAGGCGUAUUUCGUAGGUGGUGGCAAAGGCAAGAAAAACAAGAAGGGUGGCUCAAAACCUGUCUCUGCCUCCAACUCGAACUCAUCCGAGGCUCCUUCCGGGCAACUCAACAUUCCUCUACCAACACUCUCCGCUCUACUUUCGCUCUCAAUACCUCCGCCUACGUCAACUGCGGACUUACCGCGGGUGGUUGAGGAUCUCAAGACGAAGAAGGCUUGGUUCGAGGCCAACCAAGAACGAGUAACAGCGGAGAAUAAGGAGAAGGCUGAAGCUGAGAUCCGUCGUCUCACAGGCGGAGACAAGCAGGACAUCGUUUCACCCGAGGAAAUCAAGCCUCCGAACGGUGUUCCCGAGUGGCCUACGGAACCUGCACCCACUCCAGCGUCGACUCUGAUUUCUCCCAUCGCAGUACCGUCGGAAGAGGAGGUAGAAGAGAAGUUGGAGAGUGUCGCUGAAGAUGAUGUAGAGGAAAAGAAAGACGAAUAAGCUUGUUGCCGCUCUAGCAUGGAUUUUAUACAUUUCACAUUUUCCUAUACGGACCCGAAGUUCGAGUCAAUCUUCACUAAGUUACUUUGCAAGUUUCACUGCCCGCGGGUGAUGACCCGAUAUUUGGUAUGAUUGGUGAGUACACGGGUAUUUACAUAUAAGACUUCGAGAGCAGACGAUACAGAUAGAAGUAAGUAAGGGAACGCGAAAAGUCAAUAAUAAUUAGUGCAAACGAGUC
Somion occarium is the source of this 1984-nucleotide messenger RNA. Lineage: Eukaryota; Fungi; Basidiomycota; Agaricomycetes; Polyporales; Cerrenaceae. The record is from the annotation of a GenBank genome assembly.